This is a messenger RNA of Leucoraja erinaceus (little skate), 3815 nucleotides long. RefSeq names its product sushi domain containing 2 (gene susd2). The transcript is spliced from 18 exons. The coding region runs from base 451 to 3000 and encodes 849 amino acids. The record is from RefSeq and is a predicted model, not a curated record. NCBI's taxonomy places the organism in Eukaryota, Metazoa, Chordata, Chondrichthyes, Rajiformes, Rajidae.
ACAAAUUGGUCCCAGAUAUUGGUGAGGAACUCAACGUGGCAAGGUGCCAUUCCUCUUUCCAAAAAUAAUUUUCAGAGCUAGAGUUACAAUCCUCGUCUGGAGUUCAAAAUGGUGCUGGUGUGAUAAAUGUAACUAGCCAGUGACUUUGAUGUUUGAUUUUGUGAGGUCAUCCUUCUCUAAAGAGCCUCUGCUGCACUGUGAGUUACUUUAACAGUUCAUUGCCCAAAGGGUGGCAUGAUAUACUCUACUGUAAGUACACGUAUGAUACUGGUAGCGGCAUCUCGAGUCAGCAUGUAAAGUCUCCAGCUUGUUAGCAAAUGUAUUCCAAGCAGUGGAUGAUUCCAUUUCCUCUCCUGGUCAUCAGAGUGAAUGUUUUCUCCCUUAUGAUCUCUGCAAGCAUUUCUGAAGAUAUUAACUGACACGAUCUCAUGACUUGUUUGUGAAACUGAAAUGAAACAACACCUCAGCAUGGCCAAAGGCGAGAGACACAAGACACAGCUAUUUUAUUUAUUAGUGAUUGGGCUCAUUCUCUGCUCCACGGUUCAAACAGAUGCUCAGAAGUCGUGUGCAGGCCAAUGUGGAAACGAACUGGCUGAUUGUUCCUGUCAUGCGAGUUGUUACCCAUUGGGAAUCUGUUGUCCAGAUUACUGGAGACUCUGCUUAAGGACAUCUCCUCAGUCAGGAACCUUAAUGGGAGGCAAAGAUUUUGUCAUAGUUAACAAUACAUUUAAAGCUGAAGACAAGAUAACCUGCAGGUUCAAAAAUUCCAUUGUUACCAUGGGGUAUGUUGAUGAUGAAAAGAUGGCUCACUGCAUUUCACCAUUACUCUAUGAAAAUGGAAGGAUACCUUUUGAAUUGUCUACAGACGAUGGAAAGACCUACCUUCACCAGGGGACAUGGGUAGCAGUGCAUCACGGUAAAUAUUCGCCCUUGAAGAAAGCUGUGUUACAUAAUGAGACCAAAUGGCAAUACUAUGGUACACCUGGUGUCACUGGGACCCUGACGCUCAUGUGGAACAAGUCGACAAUCCCACAACAGUUGGUACAGAUUGAACUCUGGGGUUACCAAGAGAACGGUUUACCGUACUCCGAUUCCUGGAAGGGAGUUUGGACAUAUCUAUACUCACUUGUAAAAUCUGUUCAGAACAGUGGAAUAUUCACCUUCACCCCCCAACCUGCUCAAACGGCCUAUUUGAAAUGGGAGAUUGGAAUGUUACGGAUCACUGGCCAGAUGGAACCAGAGGGAGCACGGAACGUAAGGGCACUCUGGAGUCCAAGUCACGCUCUCGCCUGGCACCUGGGAAAAGACUUCAGGGGAAAUUCUGCUGCCUGGGCAAAAGACAAGUGCCUAAAAUGGGUCGAGCUUGAAAAAACCCUUCCUGAUUUCCUGUCGGAGAUCGCAGACUGUCCCUGUACAAUGGCACAAUCUCGAGCCGAUACAGGGCGAUUUCACCCAGACUACGGAUGUGACAUUGAACAUGGGAGUAUGUGCACCUACCAUCCCGGAGCUGUCCACUGCGUUCGAGCUAUACAAGGAAGUCCCAAGUAUGGAGCAGGCCAACAGUGCUGCUACAAUGCCAAAGGCAACCAGAUUCUGACCAUAGACUCCACAGGAGGGAGCACUCCUGACCGGGGACAUGACUGGGGCUCCCCACCAUACAAGAGACCCCCCCGGGUGCCUGGCUUCUCCCAUGGUCUCUACGAUGUGAUUAGUUUCUAUUACUGCUGCCUGUGGUCUGAUAACUGCCAGCAAUACAUGGAUCUGCGGCCUUCCAGUGACUGUCGCACCUACAGGCCGCCGAAGGUUGGCACAGCAUUUGGGGACCCGCAUCUCUUUACGUUUGAUGGUACUAACUUCACUUUCAAUGGGAGGGGAGAGUACACCCUGGUAACAGGAGAAGGAAAUUCUACAAGUGAAACUUUGCAAAUACAAGGAAGGACAAAAAUAAUCAAAACUACAGAAGGAACGAAUGCACAUGUGACUGGCUUUACUGCCGUUGCCAUGCAGGAGGGUAACUCCGAUUUAAUUGAAGUCCGUAUCCCUGACCAUCCCGGUGAGAGCAGCGUGGAGGUACUGGUCAACAAAGAAAUUGUUACUUUCAAUGAACAGAACUGGAUGGAUCUUAAACGGGUUUUCCUCUACUCGCCCAUCGUGCAUCAUGUUACCAUCAUGUUUCCCUCUGGAGCUGGCGUGGAAGCACGAGCCAGGGGCACAAUAUUGAGCAUCACUAUCCUGUUGCCGGAGACGUUUAUGAACCAGACGGAGGGUCUGUUUGGAGUGAUGAACAACGACCCGAAUGAUGACUUCACAUUCAGAAACGGAUCAACUCUCCCGACCGACACAAGUCAGGAGAUGCUCUAUGAGCUCGGUGCCAGCUGGGCGAUUGAAAAUAAGAGCUCACUAUUUACCUACGACAGUCAGUUUUUGUUGGACCAUUACUGCCGUGCUCCCAAGCAUGAUCUGAAUUUCACACCUGUAUUCCAAGUGCCAGACGACCCAAGCAAUCCAUUAUAUGUUGACAUGACUACCCUGUGCCAAGGGAAUGAGUUUUGCCGGUUUGAUACUCUUGCAACCAAAAGCCUCCAGCUGGGAAAUGCAACCAAGCUCUCAUAUGAGAAUUACCAAAUGCUGGUUGAAAGCCUUGAACCAGUUAUUUCCUGUGGGAUUUUGGAAGAGCCCAAGAACGGGAAAAAGAAAGGAAAUAUUUACUUGAUUGGAUCCACUUUGAAUUUUACCUGUAAUGAGGGCCAUGUAUUUUUAAAUUCAGGAUCGAACCUGCCUAUGCGCACUUGUCUGCUCAUUCCACACUGGAUGGGAGAAGUCGCUCAUUGUGUUUCUGAAAACGUUUUGGGCAUCGUGUUGGGAACUCUGCUUGCGAUAUUUUCCCUGGUGCUAAUUGGAGUGCUCUUGUACAUGAAUGAAAAACGAUUGAAAAGGAAAAAAGCCAAAAUGGCUCAAAAUUCAUUUCAAAAUGCCAAUCCAGGGAAAAUUGAUAUGUAACUUUAAAACGAGAACACGUUACCCUGGUCGAACCCCCCUCACUCACCCUGAUCACCGAACGACUCUGUACCUCACUGUUACCCAGUGAACACAGUCUACAAGGUGGAAGGUGGAUCCUUAUUUUAUUUCAGAAGCCUUCAAAAAAAUGGAAAGCACAUCUCUCAGGUUGUUGUGGAAUAAUCUUUCAGGCAGCUCUGUGCUAUAGUGGCUAAUUAAUUAAAGCUGUAUCCUGCUCAAAUGAUCAUGUUAAUAAUAGCUGGACCAGCCAAAACAUUGUUGGGUUUGUCGAUCAUGGUAUCAACACUUAUCUACAGUGUUCAUUAUCCAUUGGGAUUGUUAUCCAUCUUCAGCCCAAUGUAUAUUUUGACUUUGCCCCGAAUCACCUGCUCAGUCCCUUUGGUUAAGGAGCUGGGGUGUGGACAGUUCUUUGUUCAGCUCUUACAGAAGAGAUCCAGAAGUGGUUCAUUGUUAAUUUUUCCAACCUGGUUGCUCAUCCAUUUCCCACACACUUCAGAUUUUAAUUUCAUUUGAAUUUUAAAAUAUAAUCCACUUGAAUUGCUUUAUUUGUGUCAGUCUACUGUCCUAGACUAGCUUAAUCUGUAAUACAUGUAAGGUUUCAGCACUCCACCUGCAGUAUAGACAAGUUGAAUGUUGCCAUUGUUGCCUUUAGCAAGGGUUACCAGAAGCAAGAUGUUGCCCAUUGUAGGUAGAUAAAAAUGCUGGAGAAACUCAGCGGGUGAGGCAGCAUCUAUGGAGAGCAUCUAUGCCCAUUGUUGUUCCUUUGCAAGGGAAGGAAAAGCUCAGAAGACCCAUGU